AUGUGUCGUGCCAGGCCCCCUUUAACCCUAACCAUCCAAGGCAAACCAUUUGUUGGAUUGUUGGAUACAGGGGCAGAUACCACCUGCUUCUCUCCCCUUGACUGGCCCCCUGAUUGGCCUACUACUUCUUCUUUUGACAAUGUUUCAGGCAUUGCAGGAUCAGUUAAAAAAGUCCUUAUCAGUGCCAAUAAACUUUUGUGGCAAGAUGAGGAUGGAGACACAGGUCUUGUUCGUCCCUAUAUUAUUCCAGAUCUCCCAAUCAAUUUGUGGGGCCGUGAUAUCAUGGAACAAAUGGGCAUAUAUGUUAUGAAAUGUAAAAAUCCUGCUGUCAUUCAACAAAUGCUUAAUCAAGGUUAUACUCCAACUAAAGGCCUUGGAAAGAACCUGCAAGGCAUCUCUCAACCUAUCCAACCUGUUCCCAAAUUUGAUAAAGCAGGCCUUGGGUUUAACAAUGCCCUCCAAAAUUUUCAGUAG
This is a messenger RNA of Suncus etruscus (white-toothed pygmy shrew), 474 nucleotides long. Its product is annotated as endogenous retrovirus group K member 7 Pro protein-like. The transcript has a single exon. NCBI's taxonomy places the organism in Eukaryota, Metazoa, Chordata, Mammalia, Eulipotyphla, Soricidae. The record is from RefSeq and is a predicted model, not a curated record. Gene Ontology annotation, molecular function: nucleic acid binding; aspartic-type endopeptidase activity. Gene Ontology annotation, biological process: proteolysis. The coding region runs from base 1 to 474 and encodes 157 amino acids.